Pediculus humanus corporis (human body louse) is the source of this 591-nucleotide messenger RNA. RefSeq names its product trypsin, putative. The record is from RefSeq and is a predicted model, not a curated record. The coding region runs from base 1 to 591 and encodes 196 amino acids. Lineage: Eukaryota; Metazoa; Arthropoda; Insecta; Psocodea; Pediculidae. Gene Ontology annotation, molecular function: serine-type endopeptidase activity. Gene Ontology annotation, biological process: proteolysis. The transcript is spliced from 3 exons.
AUGAAUUCAGGAGGAGAAUUGGUUCAAGCUAAAAAUGCAUUCAUACAUAGUAAAUUUUCUAAAAUAACAAUCGAUUAUGACAUAGGCGUCAUCUUAUUAAGAAAUCAUCUUAAUUUUACCGAAUUGAUUCAACCCCUUUUACUUGCCGAUAGUGAACCUGGAGAAGGGAAAGAAGUUAAAGUUAGCGGUUGGGGAUACGUGAAGGAAAUCGGUCCGACGUCUCGUACUUUGAGAUCUGUCGUCGUUCACAUUGUCGAUAGGAAAAUAUGCGAAGAAAAUUAUAGGAAUAAAUUUCAAAUAACUAAAAGAAUGAUAUGCGCUUGGGGUGAUAAUAAAGAUGCUUGUUUUGGUGAUAGUGGAGGACCUUUGGUCUAUAAAGGUCAAUUAUUGGGAGUUGUAUCAAGCGGUGAUGGAUGCGCAAGAAAAAAAUUCCCUGGCGUUUACACAAGCAUUCCAAAUAAAGAAAUUAAAAAUUUUAUACUUAAUAAAACGGGGAUAAGGAUUAAAAAACGAUUUAGAAAUAAAUGGUUUAAUAAUAAUAAUGAACGUACGAUUAACACAACAACAAAUAUGUUUUAUUUAUCACAAUAG